AUGUCUCUCAAGGGCGAGCUCCGGCAAGCUACCAAUCAAGCCAUUAGCAUCCUCCAGGACAACUACCCUGAGUUCGUCGCCAGACAGGUGUUCAUCAAUGUGCCCUGGUGGUACCUAGCAUUCAACAAGAUGAUCAGUCCAUUCCUGACCCCGAGGACCAAGAGCAAGUUUGUUUUUGCAGGGCCUUCCAAAUCUGCUGAGACUCUAUUCAAAUACCUAACCCCAGGGUUGGAAUUGGUUCCAAGACGAAACCGGGCAAAAUUUAACCAGCGGACUGACGAUAUAUUGUGA
Linum tenue is the source of this 291-nucleotide messenger RNA. The record is from the annotation of a GenBank genome assembly. NCBI's taxonomy places the organism in Eukaryota, Viridiplantae, Streptophyta, Magnoliopsida, Malpighiales, Linaceae.